This is a messenger RNA of Seriola dumerili (greater amberjack), 1389 nucleotides long. RefSeq names its product transmembrane protein 82 (gene tmem82). Lineage: Eukaryota; Metazoa; Chordata; Actinopteri; Carangiformes; Carangidae. The transcript is spliced from 6 exons. Bases 216 to 1262 code for a protein of 348 amino acids. The record is from RefSeq and is a predicted model, not a curated record.
CUUUGGUACCGGACACAGAUCAGGCUUCUACAUGAGCAGAGCUCAACGCUGAGGCAACAGAAAUAAACAGAAGAACUGAGCUGAUCUUCCACGUUACUGUGACCCGACCUGGAAUAACCACAAAUAAUGGCUCCAGAGUGUUUUAGAUUCACUUCCAUGCAUUUAUGGUAAAAAUCUGUGGCCCUUUUAAUUAAUGUUUCUUCUUUUAAGUCAAUAUGUUAUCCUUUAUCACGUCGUUUCUUCCGACUUCCUACCUCAUACCGGGAUGGUUGACUCUAGAUACGAAUCCAGUGGACAGCUUACUUCAAGGGCUUGUGGGAGCGUGUGGGAUCUCUGUGCUAUGCUCCUUGAUCAGACUGCACUUGUUUUUAGAAGAGAGCUGGAGUGAUGAAAAUGAUAAAGACACGUCAAGCCAGAGGGCACCCAGUCAUCAAAGGAGAACUAAAACUGGACUUACUGGAAUGCUCCAGUUUCUCUUUGUGACUGGGAUGCUGGCGGUGGUGGGCUCCCGUGUGGCGUCCCUGGUCGUACUAGAGUUUUGUCUCCGGGCUGUCUCUGGAUGGGUUACAGCUGGACCAGACUCCAGGAAAUUUCUGCUGCAGCUGUUAGUUCAGAGCCAGUUCUCUCUGGGCUGCGCUCUGAGCUGCAGUCUGAACUUUCUCCACGAGGGGGCGUCGCAGCGCUGGCUAUGUCUGCUCCUGGCAGCAGCACUGAGCUGGUUCCUGGCUCGGCAGGCCACGCGCCUGCUGCACCAUGUCAUGGCUCUUUAUAAACUCCACAGCUCACAGCGCUACUGCGGCAUUUGCAUCAGCCUCCUCACAUCAGGCCGCUGUCUGCUGCCCAUGCUGUGCAGGACUAUGAUCAUUACCUUCUCUGUGGCUGUGGUGGCCGCUGUGUCAAUCAUUAAUCAACACUUCCUCUCUGCAACAGAGGCCCUCAGGUUUUGGACACCCUUGACUAUCUGUUAUACACUGCUGGUGGUUUACAUGCAGGAGGAUCAGCACCGUCUGCCCGGCGGCCAAGCUGUCCUGAACGCAGUGGUGGUGCGCCUCGGGGGUUUGAUGGUCCUGAUGCUGACUGUUGGACGCUGGGCCGACGUGCUCCACAUCCUAAUGUGUUUCCUGGGUGAGGCCAGCUGUCUAAUCCCCAAUAAGGAUCUGCUGGAUGCAGCAUCCUCACAGGAUGAAGAGGAGUACACACACUACGCAAAAAGUGAGCGUCGAAGGAGACCACAAGCACAAGAGAAGGAGCAUCACAGAUAGUUGCUCAGUGGUUUUUUAAUAUCUAGUGGCAAUUCAUUUUAAUGGGGUUAUUUAGAGUAGCUCCAACAAUUAAUGCUUUUGUACUUAAAAUGUAAUAUUUUUUCAUUAAAAAUUCCAAGCAGCAUGA